GAGAGAGAGAGCAUGGAUUUACCGCUCAGAGUGAAACGCACAGCGCUCAUCAAACUCGCCUUGACGCUUUGCUGUGUCCGGCUGUCAUCCUGCAAAGAUGGCUGUGACAGUCCACUGGUGUCCAAUCUCCCACAGUCAGCUUUCAGAAGUUCAUCUCAGCUGUCCAACAGCCAUGGACCAGGCUAUGCCAAACUCAACAGGAGGGAUGGGGCAGGUGGAUGGUCACCAGUCAACUCCAUCAAACAUCAGUGGUUGGAGAUCAAUCUUGGGAAAAGGACGGAGGUCACAGGAGUCGCUACACAGGGCAGAUACGGCAGUUCUGACUGGGUCACUCACUACCUCCUCAUGUUCAGUGACACAGGCCAUAACUGGAGACAGUACCGGCAAGAGGACAGCAUUGGGGUAUUCUUUGGGAACACGAACGCAGACAGCGUAGUGUCCUACAAACUCCAGCAGCCGGUGUUUGCCCAGUUCCUCCGUGUGCUGCCUCUGCAUUGGAAUCCUAAUGGAAGAGUCGGGUUGCGACUGGAGGCAUACGGCUGCCAAUACAAAUCUGACGUGGCCAGCUUCGACUCAGCCAGCUAUUUGCUCUUCAAGCUUGACGCAGUCACCAAUCCAUCACCCAAAGACCUUCUAACGAUGAACUUCAAAAGUCUUCACAACUCCGGGGUCCUGAUGCACAUGGAGGGCAAUCACGGACACACCGUCAGUCUGGAGUUACUCAAAGGAAAGCUCUUCAUACAUCUCAGAAAAGGUAAUUUUCACAUAGAGGUGUCACUCGGCAGCCUGCUGGAUGACCAACACUGGCAUCUUGUUAGCAUCGAGCGACUCCGAGGACACGUCAACUUCACAGUGGACAAAAGCACGGAGCAGCUCCAACUCCCUGACCACCUGAGUCACUUUGAGAUUAACGAGAUCAGUUUCGGUGGCGUUUCGGCCGACGGGACUCAGAGAGAAAACUCCAGGAGGAACUUCUACGGCUGUCUAGAGAACGUCCAGUACAACGGCGUUAACGUGAUCGAUCUGGCUAAAAACAAACAACUCACCACAGUGGGAAACGUCACGUUCACGUGUUCGGAGGCCGUCGACGUGCCGGUGACGUUUGACAGCUCGGAGAGUUUUCUUCAGUUGCUGUGGACGUCAACACGUGACACCUUGUCGGUCGGGUUACAGUUCCGAACCUGGAACAAAGCGGGGCUGCUUAUGACCUUUGACCUCCAUCACCAAGCAGGAACGCUGUGGGUUUACCUGAGCGAGGCAAGGGCAAGGAUGCAGGUCCAUAAGGCCGGCAGGCUCAUGGCCGACAUCACGGCAGGGUCAGCGCUGAACGAUGGCCAGUGGCACUCUGUAGAUCUGAGCGUCCGUCGAGGACGUCUGAUCCUGGCAGUGGACAAAUCGGACAUGUCCACCAUCACCAUAUCCUUCCCUGUCAUGCCUAUGAACCAGAUCUUUUUAGGAGGAUGUCCAAUUACAGAUGAUGGAUGCACGAAUCCCUUCAGCGUUUUCCAGGGAUGCAUGCGCCUCAUCCACCUGGACGAGGGGCUGGUGGAUCUGAUCAAGGUGCAGCAGAUGCUCUUGGGCAACUUCAGCAACCUCCAGAUGGACGUGUGCGGCAUCGCCGACAGGUGCUCUCCGAGUCACUGCGAACACGGUGGGAGGUGCUCGCAGUCAUGGAGCUCUUUCCACUGCGACUGCACUGAUACCGGCUACAGAGGAGCCACGUGCCAUAGCUCGGUUUACGAGGCAUCAUGCGAGGCCUACAAACACAGAGGGAACACUUCAGGACUGUAUCACAUAGACGUGGAUGGAAGCGGACCCAUCAAACCACAGCUUGUGUACUGCAACAUGUCAGAUAAAGCGUGGACUGUCAUCCAACACAAUAACACUGAGCUCACCAAAUUACGAGCAUCCUCAGGGAGCACUCAGCAUUUGGCCUCCUUUAACUAUUCUGCCGACGCCGAGCAGCUCACGGCCAUAAUUACCCGAGCCGAGCACUGCGAGCAGGAACUCUCCUACCACUGCAAAAAGUCACGCCUCCUAAACACACCAGAUGGCACGCCGUUCACCUGGUGGGUGGGUCGGUCAGGAGAUGCCCACACGUACUGGGCAGGGGCACCACCGGGCAGUCAGCAGUGCGGCUGCGCCGUUCACGGAGACUGUGUGGAUCCUGAGCACUUCUGUAACUGUGACCGCGACCUCGAUGACUGGCUGAACGAUUCUGGCGUCCUUUCUCACAAAGAGCAUUUGCCUGUCAGGAUUUUGGCUGUGGGGGACGUUAGCAGGCCGGGGUCAGAGGCAGCGUAUCGGGUGGGUCCCCUUCAGUGCCACGGUGACAAGGACUUCUGGAAUGCUGCCCACUUUGAUAAGGAGACGUCUUACCUCCACUUCCCCACGUUCCGCGGGGAGCUCAGCGCUGAUAUUUCCUUCUUUUUCAAGACCUCCUCUUCCAACGGCGUGUUCCUCGAAAACCUGGGAAUUAAGGACUUCAUCCGAGUCGAGCUGAGCUUGCCAAACGAAGUGGUUUUCUCCUUCGACGUGGGGAACGGGCCGUUUAAGGUGCACGUAAAGACUCCGGUUCCUCUGAACGAUGAGCGCUGGCACCACGUGGUCGCCGAGCGCAACGUCAAAGAGGCGUCUCUGAGUGUGGACCGUUACCCUGGAUCAGUACGGAAAGCCCCCACUGAGGGGCACAUCCACCUCCAGCUCAACAGUCAGCUCUUUGUGGGAGGAACUGCGUCAAGGCAGAAGGGCUUCCUGGGCUGUAUCCGCUCACUGAAGUUGAACGGUAAGACGCUGGAUCUGGAGGAGCGAGCGAAGAUCACACCUGGCGUCCAGCCCGGAUGCCCAGGCCACUGUAGCAGCUACGGACACCUCUGUCAGAACCAGGGUCGGUGCCUCGACAAGCACAACGGCUUCACCUGCGACUGUGGAGCCUCAUCAUACUCCGGAACCUUCUGUCACAAAGAGGUUUCUGCGUUUUUCCGACCCGGGACCUCAGUGACGUACACGUUCAAGGAGCCUUAUGAGCUGAACAGAAACAACAGUGCCAUGUCCUCAUCCAUUUACUCAGACCUGACGCUGAAAGGAGAGAACGUAUCGCUGAGUUUUCGCACCAGCCAGGUGCCUGCCGUACUCCUUUACGCCAGCUCAUACUACAGGGAAUUCCUCGCCAUCUUCCUCAACAGGAACGGUCAACUGGAGGUGAUGUACAAACUACAGAAUGACCGAGACAUUGACGUCUUCAGAUCGAGCACGAAGAACCUGGCCGAUGGACAGUUGCACCGAGUGUCUAUCAGAAGAGUCAUGGAGAGCCUCAGAAUUCAGAUUGAUCAGAACGCGAGGGAAGACUUCAACCUAUCAUCAGAUGUUGACUUCAAUGCCAUCAAAGCCAUCGUCAUCGGGAAACUGCCUGAAUAUGAUGAGCUGGAUGCAGAGAUAACUCACCUGACUUCUCAGGGCUUUGCUGGCUGCCUGUCAGUGGUCCAGUUCAACUCCAUCUCUCCUCUGAAAGCAGCACUGCUUUAUCCGCACACCAGUCCCGUUAUCGUCACAGGGACACUGACCGAGUCCAACUGCGGUUCAUCUUCGUCAUCCAGUCCCUACGCGGCCGAGACGACCCACUCGCUGUUGGAUCAUGUGGGCACUGUAGGAGAGCCCGUAGUCAAUGCAAUCAGCGGCGACUCUGCUUUGAUCGGAGGCGUCAUCGCCGUGGUGAUAUUCGUGAUCCUAGCCUGCUUGGCUGUCAUGGCACGAUUUUUCUACAGACGGAAAGAGACGUUUCAGACCCAGGAGUCGAAAGGAGCGAAAUUGGAGGACGGGCCCGAGACGGCGUUACACACCGACCCCAGCGCACAGAGCGUCAUCAGCGAAAGCCAAAAAGAGUAUUUCAUAUGAUGAACCUGUUC
This is a messenger RNA of Tachysurus vachellii, 3905 nucleotides long. It is a transcript of the gene cntnap3, whose product is annotated as contactin associated protein family member 3. The record is from RefSeq and is a predicted model, not a curated record. The coding region runs from base 13 to 3894 and encodes 1293 amino acids. The transcript has 24 exons. Lineage: Eukaryota; Metazoa; Chordata; Actinopteri; Siluriformes; Bagridae. Gene Ontology annotation, molecular function: calcium ion binding.